AUGGCUAGGGAGGACAUCCAGAUCAGCAUCCCGCAUGCUGUGUAUUGUGCUAAUGUUGCAGAGGAGGACCCAUAUCAGUUAUGUAUCUUUGAGCGGAGAUUACUGAGUUCAGCCCAGUUUUUAUUUCUGGGUCUUGUGGGUUACCCGGAACUAGUAGAUAUGGGGUUGGGUGCUGAGAAUGGUAAGGUGGUGGAGGCUUGGGAUGUGUGUAAAGCAAAGGGGAGGAAGAAGAAAGGGGAUGAUGAAGUGGAAGAGACUGGGUCUGGGUGUUGGCUUAAGCUGAGGUUCAUUGGGAGCUGCAUUUCGUCAAGAUCCAAGGUCGAUACCUCAGUCAGUGGCAGUGGCACCAGUACUCAUUACGCUGAAAGUAAAUCAACUAAUGAUACUAGUAGAGACCAACCAACGGCUCCAGCAGUCUCUUCUACAACCACUAGUAAUGCAGAAAGCAAUUCAUCCACUUCCAGACUUGAAGAAGAGCUUAAAAUUGCUUCCAGAUUGCGAAAGUUCUCUUUCAAUGACCUUAAGUUAGCCACCAGAAAUUUUCGGCCUGAGAGUUUUCUUGGUGAAGGUGGGUUUGGAUGUGUUUUCAAAGGGUGGAUUGAAGAAAAUGGAACUGCUCCAGUGAAACCUGGCACAGGGCUUACGGUUGCUGUAAAAACCCUCAACCAUGAUGGGCUACAGGGUCACAAAGAAUGGCUGGCUGAAGUAAAUUUUCUUGGCGACCUAGUUCAUCCGAACCUUGUUAAACUUGUAGGUUAUUGCAUUGAAGAUGAUCAAAGGUUGCUAGUGUAUGAGUUCAUGCCUCGGGGUAGCCUAGAGAAUCACUUGUUUAGGAGAUCCCUGCCUCUUCCAUGGUCCAUUAGAAUGAAAAUUGCCCUGGGAGCUGCUAAGGGUCUUGCUUUUCUUCAUGAAGAAGCUGAUCGACCAGUAAUAUAUAGGGAUUUCAAAACUUCAAAUAUACUUUUAGAUGCAGAGUACAAUGCCAAGCUCUCAGACUUUGGUCUUGCCAAAGAUGGUCCAGAAGGUGAUAAAACCCAUGUAUCUACUCGAGUGAUGGGAACCUAUGGCUAUGCCGCACCAGAAUAUGUGAUGACAGGCCAUCUUACAUCAAAAAGUGAUGUGUACAGUUUCGGAGUGGUACUACUUGAGAUGUUGUCUGGCAGAAGAUCCAUGGACAAACAAAGACCCAAUGGUGAGCAUAACCUUGUGGAAUGGGCUCGGCCGCAUCUAGUAGAGAGGAGAAAGUUCUACAAAUUGUUAGACCCUCGCUUGGAUGGCCACUAUUCGGUGAAAGGAGCUCAGAAAGCUGCUCAACUGGCUGCUCACUGCCUUAGUAGAGAUCCAAAGGCCAGGCCUCUAAUGAGUGAAGUUGUAGAAGCUUUAAAGCCUUUGCCAAACCUCAAGGACAUGGCAAGCUCUUCAUAUUAUUUCCAGGCAAUGCAAGCUGACCGCAUUGGAGCGAGCCCCAACACAAGAAAUGGGCGAACACAAGGAGCAUUGCUCACCCGCAAUGGACACCAACAAAGGAGUCUUUCUAUACCAAAUGAUGUACCUUCUGUCAAAGCAUUUGUUCAUGGAGUUCUUGAGGGCAAAAGAAGCAUGUUGCUUUAUGAUGUUAUGUUAUGGCUUUAG
Sphenostylis stenocarpa is the source of this 1632-nucleotide messenger RNA. NCBI's taxonomy places the organism in Eukaryota, Viridiplantae, Streptophyta, Magnoliopsida, Fabales, Fabaceae. The record is from the annotation of a GenBank genome assembly.